Pundamilia nyererei is the source of this 3244-nucleotide messenger RNA. RefSeq names its product GTPase IMAP family member 8-like. Gene Ontology annotation, molecular function: GTP binding. The annotation marks the transcript as partial. The record is from RefSeq and is a predicted model, not a curated record. Lineage: Eukaryota; Metazoa; Chordata; Actinopteri; Cichliformes; Cichlidae. The transcript is spliced from 4 exons.
GUUUUUUCUAUUUUUGCAGAUGAAGAUAAGCCAGAACACAUCAGCACUGAGUGUGAGGACUUGUCUGAGCUGAGGGUCGUUCUGCUGGGGAACAACUGGUCUAAGAGAAGCUCAGUGGGCAACUUCAUACUGGGAGUGACUGUGUUCAGCUCUGAGGAUAAAGCAGACCUCUGCCUGAGAGUCAAAAGGGAGCUGAAGGGGAAAGAAAUCGAUCUCAUCAACACUCCAGAUCUGCUGUCAACUAAAAUCUCCCCAGAAGAUCUGACGAAACAAGUUGAGGACUGUGUGAGACUCUCUGCUCCUGGACCUCAUGUGUUUCUGCUGGUCCUCCAGCCUGCAGACUUCACUGAGGAUCACAGACAGAGGCUACAAAUGGUCCUUGAAAUCUUUGGUGAUCCAUCAUUUGAUCGUUCACUGGUUCUGAUAAUGCCCAAAGACAAGAGUUCAAGUUCCAUUGAAAAGUAUCAGCAGCAUCCACAGUUAGGAGACAUAAUCAAGAAAUGUAGAGAAAAACUGUUGUGGCAGAAGAACCUGGAACAAGAGCAGCUGUUAGCAGCCAUAGAUACAGUGGUGAGGAAGAGCAUGAGGGAGGAAGUUUCCAGUGAGGAAACAUCUGUUUCACCCAGUCAAGAUGAGGAAGAAAAAGUCCCUGCCAGCUUGGAUCCUAUAAGGGGCGCACAUGAACUCAGGAUAAUGCUGUUUGGAAAAAGUGAGGACAAAAAAUCAUCCCUGGAAAAGAUCAUCAUUCAAAAAAAAGAGUUUAAUAUUCCUAAAGUUCUUGGAGGAAAACAAUGUCGGGCUGCCUCUGGAGAGUGGAACGGGAAACCUCUCACCGUAGUCAAAACCCCCGACAUCUUCAGUCUUUCUGUGAAAACAUUGUUAGAAGAGAUGAAGAGCUGUGUGAGUCUCUGUCCUCCUGGACCAAACGUUCUGCUGCUGUUAGUCAAACCUUCUGAUUUCAAUGAGAAGAACAGAAAAAAUCUGAAUUUGGUCCUGAGUGUAUUUGGUCAAAAUGUCUUUAAGCACUCAAUGGUCAUUAUAACACAUAAUGAGAAAUGGAGCAACUCAGUAGAAAAACUAAUUGAAGACUGCAAUCAAAGGCAGCAUUUAGUUAAUUUUGACAAAAAAGAUUCUUCUAAAAUUUACUCAGAGUUGAUGCUAAAAAUAAAUAACAUAGUGAGUGAAAACUGGGGAAAAUAUCUAACGUUAAAAGAAGAAGCUAAACCCAAUCUGAAGUCCAGUCUGAACCUGGUUCUGUGUGGGAGGAGAGCAGCAGGGAAGACGUCAGCAGCCAAGGCCAUUUUAGGUCAGACUGAGCUUCAUUCAGCCUCCAACUCAUCAGAGUGUGUUAAACAUCAGGGAGAGGUGUGUGGACGUUGGGUUUCCCUGGUGGAGCUGCCUGCCUUGUAUGGAAAACCUCAGGAGGCAGUGAUGGAGGAAUCAUUCAGGUGUAUCUCCCUCUGUGAUCCUGAGGGUGUCCAUGCCUUCAUCCUGGUCCUACCUGUGGCUCCCCUCACUGAUGAAGACAAGGGAGAGUUAGAGACCAUCCAGGACACAUUCAGCUCUCGAGUCAAUGACUUCACCAUGAUUCUGUUCCCUGUCGAGUCACAUCCUACAGUUUCAGCUGUUCUUAACAUUGUAAGACAAGACAAGGAUAUCCAGCAGCUCCUUCAGACCUUCAGACAAAGACAUGUGGUCCUCAACAUCAAAGACAAAAAGAUUUCAGAGAUGUUUGAGGUGGUGGACAAAAUCGUCGAGGCAACGGACAAACCACACCGUUAUACUGCUACAACAUUUUUACAUGUACAAAUGGAGAAAGUCUUACAACUAAAGAUGAACAUGGUCACUGUUGGAGAACAGGACUCAGACUGUCUCAGGAUUGUGCUGAUUGGGAAGACCGGCUGUGGAAAGAGCUCUACAGGAAACACCAUUUUAGGAAGGAAUGAGUUUAAGGCUGAAUCAAGUCAAAUAUCAGUCACAACAUGGUGUCAGAAGGCAAAGAGUGAGGUGGACGGUCGUCCUGUUGUUUUAGUUGACACUCCUGGUCUGUUUGACACAACUUUGACCAAUGAAGAAGUUCAUGAAGAGAUGGUGAAAUGUGUCAGCCAGCUGGCUCCAGGACCACAUGUCUUUUUGCUGGUGUUGCAGGUUGGCAGAUUCACAGAAGAGGAGAAAGAGACCCUUAAACUCAUUAAGAAAGCCUUUGGGAAGAAUUCAGAAAAGUUCACCAUCGUUCUUUUAACCAGAGGAGAUGAUCUAGAACGUCAGGGAGAGUCUAUUGAUCAUUACAUCAAGAACAAAUGUCACAGUUCCUUUCAGAAGCUGAUCCAUAACUGCGGAGGAAGAUACCAUGUGUUUAAUAACUCUGAGACACAAAACCGCACACAAGUCAGUGAGCUGAUAACAAAGAUUGACACCAUGGUGAAGGACAAUGGAGGAAGCUUCUACACCAACGAGAUGCUGCAAGAGGCUGAAGCAGCAAUAAAGAAGGAAAUGCUGAGGAUCCUGAAGGAGAAGGAAGAAGAGAUUCAGAAGGAAAAGGAAGAGAUUGAAAGAAAAUAUAAAGAGAAAAUGGAAACCAUGAAGAAAAGAAUCGAUGAAGAGAGAGAAAAAAUGGAAAAAGAGAGAAAAAAGAAAGCCAAAGAACUCGAGGAAAUGGAAGGGAAAAUUAAGUUGGAACAAGAAAAGAGAAAGAAAGAACAGGAAAUCAGAGAACAAGAGAGAAAGGAAAAGGAAGCCGAAGAAGAAAAACUUCGAGAGAAUUUUAUAAAGCAACUUCAAAAGUUGGACAGUGAAAUUCAGUUAGAAAAAGAGGAGAAGAAAAGUGUUGACAGAAAGCUGGAAGAGACCAGAGAAGAGAUGAGAAGAAAACAAGAGGCCUGGGAGAAGACAUUGAAAGAAGAGCGCGAGAAACAAAGGCAAGAAGAUGAAGAGAGAUGGCAGUCCGAGAAGCAGAGAAUAGAAAAACUGCAGCAAGAUUACAAUCAAGAAAAACUAUUAUAUGAACAAAACAAACAAAAAGAGGAUCAGCGUCGAAGAGAACAGGAGGAACAAAAGUUAAAAGAAUUGGAGAAAGGUUACAAGAAAUCUCUGGAAGAUCUAAAGAAGAAUUAUGAAGAAGAAGCCAGAAAGAAAGCAGAAGAGUUCAAUGAAUCCCAAAAGAAAUACAUGGAGGAAAUAGCAGCUCAGAAGGAAGAACAUGAGAAGGAAAUGAAUGACUUAGUGAAACGUGUGACCAAAAAGA